CCCUCAAGCUGAUUCGUUUAUUUUACUCGCUUAUUUAUAUUUUCACAGAAGAGUUAAAUAAUAACUUAUGUGCAUUAUUUUAUAUUUUGAUUAGGGUCUGUUUUGCGAAUCGUCCCAGUAAAAACAAUUUCUCAUAUUUAUGGCAGUUAGUGGAAAGCAAAAUAAAUUGACGUCAUCUCCCGGCGCUUCGCAUAUGUCGUUCAAAACGUUUGGCGGUAAGCAGUGUAGAACAACUCGGUGCACAUUUUACAGAAGAACCUAGAACUGGAUCACCUAACAAGGUGGUGUGAAGCAAUGUCUCCCUUCAAGUUUGUCAUUAAGUGUGGGAACUUUGCUGUGCUGGUGGAUCUACAUGUUUUGCCCCUGGGGAGCCCAGAGUCCACCAGCUGGUUUACCACAGACCAAGUUGAGGAGGUUGCAUCCCUUGUUCGUGACCCAGUGGACCAGAGGGUUAAGCAAUAUGAAGAGGUUCUGCAUGUUAGAAGACGAGCUAAACAGAAGAAGGAGUUGGCUCCUGCUUCGGCCUUCUUUGUGAGAGGGGGAAACUUCAACCUUGUGGCAAAUUUCCUGAGGCGGCACUCCAAUCUCAGAUGUGUUGUCGAGCAGGAUUUGCGUUUGUUUCCUGAGCGAUAUGUCGUGUGUGUGAGCUGCCCAGAAGAUGCCUCGGUGCACCAUGGAAACCCGAGCCUGGCCGCGACUGAGCUGAGUGAGCAAACCAGAUCAGAAUAUUUUUCCAGUGUGGGAGAAACCCGAGAGCUUUUACGCAGCCCGAAAAAAACAAAGAAAUCUGUGCUUCAAACGAUAGCCAAACAAGCUUGUGUCCAUCAAGAGAUUUGUGGUUCCACGACUGAGAUGCAGCCGAUGGAGCAGAGUGGCUUUCCCAAAAAACAGAGACUUGAAGGUAAAGCUGGGGAGGCAGAAUCGAGGCCGGAGGCCGUGCCCAGGUCUGAACUGAACGCACCCCUGGAGGCAAACCACAAGGUGCCUUGCAGCAAUUCCUUAAUUGAACUUGAGGCUGAGGUACGGUCUUCUCAAAGGCAGAAACACGAGGCAGAGAAUGAAAUAACACAGAAGACCAGCAAGAGGUGCGAGAACAGGGAAGAUCCUGGCUCGCAGCUGGCCAAGAAAACGUGCCUUGGAACCUGUUCAGCCCCAGCGCAAAUCCACUCCACCUCGCAAACACCCAACCAUAACCUCCCUCCCCUGCUGCCACUUCCUCCAGUCGGAGCGAUGGCAAACUCCAAGGCUUUCCUUGUCUCCGAGUGCAAGAAAACCACACUGGAAGUAGAGCUGCUUACUCCAGGGAAACAGGCCCAGAGGCUCCUCCUCACAAGCAAUAACACAGCAAAGACAAACCAAAACAGGCCAGCCGCAAGUCUGAGGGGCCUAUCUGUCAAGCCCGCAUCCUCGAGCUCCUCUAUUGGUUCCAGACCCGCGUUCGGAGAGGAGGGGAGUGAAAACGUGCCCAGAACCUCGAGAUUACGACGAACGAAGAGGUCCUGAGAGGGAGAGGAAAGCUGAAGUAAAGAUCCCUGACGCCAAGGAGAUACACAUUUUAUUCUGUCGGGCUGCAAGUUUGCAGCUCAUGUGGUCUCUUUAGUCGGCUUUACUUGUUAUUCUUAACAUGUUGUUCUUGGGAUUCGCAUCAGAUGCUAACUGCUUUGUGUCAGUUCAGACUUGUGUGUUAUAGUUUUCUCUUGACAAAUACACAAAACAGGCUGGUGCCUCUCCCAUUUUUAGUAGCGGUGAUCCAGAGAUUUCUGCAAAUGGAAGUAGAAAACCUUUAUUGGAGAAUAGAUUUUGGUUUUAUGUUAAAGAUCAGGGAUUUGAGACAGGCAGGAGCCGCGCAGUACGUCAUGGCUCUCAGUCUGAAGCGCUGGCUCCUAUGUGUCUGAAAAGUGUCCAGUAUCCCCACUGAAGCUCUGAUGUGAUUGAUGGCAGUUUCCAGACUUAUUUCAUCGCCUCGUUCUUAUUUUGGUUUGACUUCAGUCACUUACAUUUAACCUAAUCCAUCGCUCCUGAGCAAUUGAAGGUGGUACAUUGUAAAAGUAUUCACACCCCUCGAGCUUUUUCACAUUUUCUUAUGAUGUGUUUUGUCUGGAUUUUAUAUGAUAGCCCAACAUAAAGUGAGACUGUGAAGUCACAGGAUAGCAGUAUUUUUUUUUCCUUUUUGCAAAAACAAUAAAAAAAAAAUCUGAAAAGU
This is a messenger RNA of Gambusia affinis (western mosquitofish), 2203 nucleotides long. It is a transcript of the gene slx4ip, whose product is annotated as SLX4 interacting protein. NCBI's taxonomy places the organism in Eukaryota, Metazoa, Chordata, Actinopteri, Cyprinodontiformes, Poeciliidae. The transcript has 9 exons. The coding region runs from base 295 to 1503 and encodes 402 amino acids. The record is from RefSeq and is a predicted model, not a curated record.